This is a messenger RNA of Aspergillus alliaceus, 1639 nucleotides long. RefSeq lists its product as uncharacterized. The record is from RefSeq and is a predicted model, not a curated record. The coding region runs from base 22 to 1482 and encodes 486 amino acids. The transcript has 2 exons. Lineage: Eukaryota; Fungi; Ascomycota; Eurotiomycetes; Eurotiales; Aspergillaceae.
CCCCAGUAGACCAAUCCCACUAUGGCGCCUUCACCCCCCACAGAGGAGCCCCAACCCACGCCGCGCCUGUCUGUCGUAAACGACGUGUGGUAUAUGAUAGUCGACAUCCUAACUCAGCCACCUUUACCGAAAGACAUUGUAGAUGAGGAGGAGGGAGAAGAAGAAGGAGAAAGAGAAGGCCUUGACGGUUGGCGACCCAAGAGUUUAGCCAAACUCUUUCCCAAUCUCCAUGACCUUAUCAGUCUGAGCAGCACUUCUACAUGGUUUCGGAACCUCCUUGCUCCACGCAUAUUUGCGACCCUAUAUCUUCGGAACACGACAAAGAGUUCCCUAUCUAUCAAGUCAAUUGCCAACGGAAGCUUCUCUGGUUGCGUCAAGGAGCUGCGGUAUGUUGGCAUCUGUGAGCCAGACCAGCGGAUGUUGCCACUUGAAGAAGUUUAUCCGCCGGAAGUCGACAACGUUCUGUCGAGCCUAGUCCGGUUCAAGGGACUUGAAAAGCUGAGCAUCGAGUUUCCCUUUGACUACGAGGAAUUAUAUGAUUACUUCCAGGACGAUUUCAAUGAAAGCCUCGAAGCGGCUGCGACCGAGGAAAGAAGAAACGCCUGGCAUGGGCUAAUGGCGGCAAGUUUCCGCGCCAUUGUAUCGGGCUAUCGUUCGCAAUGCCACCCAGGUGAUCUAGUGCCUCGAUCCCUCAGCAUCCACGAUCUGAACAUCGUGGCCCUAUCGGUAUUUUCUAUGGAUGAAUUCCACACUGCCUUGUCGCGGCUGAAGAAUUUUGAUAUGUCGCUAAAGCGGUGGGAUAACGGCGUGGGUUGGAUGCUCAAUACCCAAAGCAUCUUCCAAGGAUUGCCCGACUACCUUGGCCCGUGGUUCUUCCACCACCUUUCUUCCGUUGAAGAAUUUAGUUUCGACCCACGGGACUCUGCAUCGCUCGGCAAUGCAGGGCAGGCUUAUUGCGACGACAUCGGCUUGAGGAAUGCUAGUAUGCCAAUGCUGCGGAGACUUACUCUCACUAAUAUCAUUAUCUGCUUCGAAUUGCGCGACUUCCUCAUCAGACAUCUUGACACGUUAGAAUCAAUUUUGUUGCAACACUGCUACGCAUACAAGGCAAGGCAGGGCGAAGGAUGGCUAUCCUGGAGCGAAAUAUUUAGUGCUCUGGCACAAGAAUCCCCUUCUCGUCUUACGUCUUUUCAGUUAAGUUGUGCGGAUCAAGAUGAGCUGCUCUAUCUAGAAGACAACUACGCAGAUCCAAACUUGGUCGAGCAGGUGCGAUGGAAACUUGAGGUGGAGCCCGAUGUCAGAGUAUUCCCAUAUUGUGAUGUGAGUGACAAGUACGGGGCUCGAUAUCACGACUCCGAGGCGAACCAAACAGCAUUCCUUCAAGGGAAUGAUGACAGGAGUUACCGCAAUCUCAUGGCCAUUGUUGAUUCGAAUGCACGGGGCCCAGCGGACAAACUCAAUAAAAACAGAUUCGCCCUAUAGCUAGGAGUAUUAAGGGGCAAUUUGGUUGGUUUUAUACUAUAUGAUGCUCUCCAUAGGCCGCUCUGGAACGGAAGCACUAGUACAAUGUUUGAUGUCACGUAUUUCCUUCUCCGUCUAUUAUUUAUAUUCUGAAAUUCCAUUUAUAAAAACUAUCAAG